Messenger RNA from Arabidopsis lyrata subsp. lyrata, 1114 nucleotides. RefSeq lists its product as uncharacterized. The coding region runs from base 554 to 1114 and encodes 186 amino acids. The transcript is spliced from 5 exons. The record is from RefSeq and is a predicted model, not a curated record. NCBI's taxonomy places the organism in Eukaryota, Viridiplantae, Streptophyta, Magnoliopsida, Brassicales, Brassicaceae.
GGGACAUAAUUAGCAUCUAAAUGUUUUUGUGACACACACAUAUCAUUUCUCCUUUAUUUUUAAUUAUAACCAAUAAUAUAAUUAAGAGAAAAUAAAGAGAAAAUAGAUCUCAUCGUGAGAUAACGCACGACCAUCGACAGCCAUUUCCGAUGAAGCUUCCGAGCUCCGACGACAUUUCUGACGAAGCUUCGAGCUCUGAUCUGCAUUUCCGACGAGGCUUCAUAGAUUUGAUCUUCAAUCAGUUAUUAAAUCGAUCUCUUUCUCCAGAAAUUUCCAAUUUCUUCAUCUUCUUCUUCACCAAUUUUGUUGACAAAAUUAGACGAGUACUGUUGUUUAAUGGCGUUCUUCUUCACCAUUGUUGUUUACUGUUGUUUAAUGGCGUUCAAUUUGUGAAUUGAUUCGUGAAUUUGUUGAUUCAAUUGAUUUUCAACACCUAUGACAUAUUUGCCUCUUUGAAUCGAUUUUGAACAGCUACUCUUGUUAUCUCAGGAAUGUACCAUCCACAAACAUGAAAAAACGAGCCUAAUCUCUGAAAUAAUUGUAUGGUGUAGAUAUGGUGGAGAUAUACUCUGUUUGUGGGAAGUGGAAACAAAAUGAAAAGCUUCAGUGGGAUUUCUUAGUAGACACAGAGAAAGGUGGAUCCCUUUGUGAGGUAGAUGAGAAUAUUUCAUACAAGGGAUUAGUUGAGAGUGUUAUUGAAAAUUUCGGACUUGAGUGUUUAGUCAAAGAUAUUUCUCUUAGCUAUGAACUUCCCCCAAAGCUGAUGUUAGAAGAUUCUCUACCAAUACAUGUUCGGAAUGAUCGUCAAGUUUGCACUUUCAUCAAGAAGAAACAAGGAGAUCCUGAAAUAAUUCGUUUGUGUGUAACGGAACUUCAUCGAUCAACUGGAAGUGACAUCUCAUUUUUUGUGCCACCAAGUGAUACAUGUUCAUUGGCUGAAAAAGGACAGGGCAAUGAUUCAUUAUUUUUGCCUCAUGCUCGAGAUUCUGCUGUGAUUCCUAUAGGAAGUUCACAUUCAACGGCUGCACAAGAAAAUCAGAAGGAACCUCAUCCUUUAGUUGGAACUUCUUCUAUCUCUGCUGCACAUGGAAUCCAGAAGGACAAACCGUCAUAA